GUCUCCCUCUUGAACUGAUAAUAAUUCCUCUCCGUCGUACAGAGAGUCCGACUCUCAAAUCGCAAGGGCCUUUCCUUUCCUUCCAUGUCUGCCUGUAUUAGAACUCCCCCUAAGGCAGUCGGUCCCGCAUCUGUUUCGACAAUGAAGGGUCGCGUCUCUGUGGAUUGCCCGGACCUUAAACGGGCAAUAGAAGAGGGACUUGUCGUGCUUGAUGACCGCAAGUACGUCAAGUGGGCAGAUGAUCUCGGAGAUGUAUCGAUGUUCCCUUCGAUGAAGGAUAAUGUCGAAGCAAGGAGAAUAAAGACGAGUAAAGGAAUGGAGCCGGUCAGGAGCCAGAGCAUCAAGAUAACCUUUGAGGGGGACAUGACGACCACACCCAUAAGGGUGGCAACCACCAAGUCGGCGAGAGGGUCUACAUCGAAGAAAACUGACAUGGAUUACGUGAUGACGGAGAAGGACGGGCAGCGGGUCGAUGGAGAGGAGGUUAUCCUUUCGCCGCGAAAGCGGGGAGUGAAGAAGUUCCUAAUGAAGAGCUCGCUGGACGAGAUUGACACGGUCGAGCCAUUGAGGCGGGCCCUUCGGCAACCCAUGCAGUGCUCUAUUCUGGAGUACCUGGCGGCAUCGAAGCCGACUCGUGAUGAGUUACAGAUGAUCACGAAGAAGACUAGCAUACCUCUAUCGGGGGAGGGCCACGCCCCUAAGGCGGAAGCUUCUACAGUGACAGUAACUGGGGUGACUGCCAGAGCAGAUCGCAUGGCGACAGACCUUCUCGAUGGAAUGGAAGGUGUGCCUCCAGACAAGUUUUAUAUACUUGGUAGCGGGGCCGUGGAGACGAUUAUAAACGAGGAUGCGGUACUCGAUGCUGUGAUUGAUAACGGCAGUGAGGCUGUCAUCAUAGACGAGAACCUGGCGGUACAAGUUGGACUGGGCCUCGAUAGGUCAUACCUGUUCGAGAUAGAGACGGCUGAUGGGAGAAAGCAACAGAUCACUAGGACAAUAGUUGCGGAACUUAACGACGGGGUAGUCGGAGGACACAGGGGAGUUAAAGGAACCUAUGAAAAGAUACGCCGGCUGUACUGGUGGGAAGGACAGUAUAAGGACGUCGAGAGGUACUCCAUGACAUGCGAAGAGUGCCAGAAGAGAGCUCUUGUGAAAUACAAAGAGCCAAUUCACCCAUCCUAUCCGACCAGACCAGGAGAGAAGAUACACAUUGAUCUAGUGAAAAUGCCGAGAGGGGUAAGCAAUAUGAACUACGUCGUGAACAUACGAGACGAUUUCACUGGGUUCGUGGAUGGUAGACCUAUCAGGAGUAAGGCAGCAAAGGAAGUAAAGAACUUUGUCCUAGAAUACUUAUCUAGGUAUGGUUGUGUCAGCAAGAUAGUGAUGGACAGAGGGGCGGAAUUCCUAGCCGACGAGGUCGAGAGCGUGUUUAGGAGAACGAGUGCGAGAGUUUCAAUAGCCACCGCCUAUCACCCACAGUCGAACUCCCCGGUAGAGAGGGGACACCAGACUCUGAUAGCGUCACUGUCCAAGUGGUGCAAAGGUAAGGACAAUGAUUGGCCACGAUAUUUUCGAUACGCAAUAUGGGCGGACAACGUUACGGUCCGGGCUAGUACCGGAUACCCACCGUACACCUUGUGGUUUGGGCGACAUUGUCCGCUUCCCAUAGAGUUUCACGUCGACAGUUGGACGACCGUCGACUGGGCAGAGGAGAUGUCCAGAGAGGAACUCAUAGCUGCCCGAACAAGACAGAUAGCCUACGGUUUGGAAGAGAACCUUAUGACAGCAGCGGAUCGACUGGCAGUAGAAAGAGACAAAGGUAAAGAGAGAUGGGAUAAGAACGUGCGGAUCAAGAAGGAGAGGGUGAGCGUAGGAGAUAUGGUCCUUCUCUACGACGCGGCACUGGAGAGGACCUGGACCGGAAAGCUUGCCAAUAAAUGGAUGGGACCUUACAGAGUGGUUGAGGCACUUGACUGGGGUGCAUAUAUGAUAGCAGAACUAGACGGAUCUAAGUGGAAGGACCCGGUGGCGGGGGCUAGGUUAAAGUUGUUUAGGAUCAGGCCCGCGCCCGCUUUAUCGCUAACCAGCCCGAAAGGGAAAGGGAAAGCCAUGAUGGAGGAUGGAGCCCCCUUGAGCCAAUUCGAGGUAGGGGAGAGUUCCAAGAAAAGGAAAAGAAUAGAGAAGAGAAAGGUCAAAGGGUUAGCUUAAGGAAGAAAGAAGAGAUGGAUAUUCGUGCUCAAGCGAGCUAGACGGAGAGUUCGCGUUAGACGUACUGGCGGGUCGACACCCUUCUCGGGGCAAAGACAGAAGAAAAAGAGGAUCGUGACGGGACCAAAAACCAAAAGAAGCAGGAGAAACAAGAAGCAUCUUCUUAGCCCUAGGACUCGUAACAAACUUAAACAUAAGAC
This is a messenger RNA of Chara braunii, 2408 nucleotides long. The record is from the annotation of a GenBank genome assembly. Lineage: Eukaryota; Viridiplantae; Streptophyta; Charophyceae; Charales; Characeae.